Molecule: messenger RNA, 2997 nt
Organism: Pocillopora verrucosa
Lineage: Eukaryota; Metazoa; Cnidaria; Anthozoa; Scleractinia; Pocilloporidae
Product: rab GDP dissociation inhibitor alpha-like
Biological process (GO): vesicle-mediated transport; protein transport; small GTPase-mediated signal transduction
Cellular component (GO): cytoplasm
Molecular function (GO): Rab GDP-dissociation inhibitor activity
Source: RefSeq, a predicted model, not a curated record
AAGCUGGCUCGUGAUCUUCCGUGCUGCACCUUCCCGUACCUCGUGAAGUUUUCGCGCUCGGUUACCUCUCCAACCUCAGUCUUUCUUCAGAUUAGGGAUUUUCAAGCAUGGAUGAAGAAUAUGACUGUAUCGUUCUCGGUACAGGACUCAAGGAGUGCAUAUUAAGUGGAUUUUUGUCAGUGAAUAAAAAAAAGAUUCUUCACAUGGACAGAAAUCAAUAUUAUGGUGGGGAAAGUGCUUCAAUCACACCACUGGAAAAGUUCUAUGAACUGUUUGGAAAGACACCUAAACAACUAGGAUCAUCAAAAGAUUGGAAUAUUGACCUCAUUCCCAAGUUCUUGAUGGCGCAAGGUGACCUGGUUAAAUAUCUGAUUGAAAGUGGAGUUACCCGCUACCUUGAAUUCAAACAAGUAGAAGGAAGCUAUGUGUAUAAGGAUAAAAAGCUUUUCAAAGUACCAGCAGAUGAAAAAGAGGCCCUUGCAACCAGUCUCAUGGGAAUGUUUGAGAAAAGAAGAUUUCACAAAUUUCUUGUGUUUGCCAACAACUUUGAACCAGAUGAUAGCAAAACAUGGCAAGAGUUUGAUCCAGAAAAGACCAAAAUGAAGGAUGUGUUUGCAAAAUUUGGUGUGGAUGCAAACACUCAGAGCUUCACAGGACAUGCUCUCGCUCUUCAUCUCAAUGAUAAUUAUUUGGAAGAACCUUGCAAGGAGACUUUAAUGAAGAUCAAGUUGUACAGUUACUCAUUAGCACAGUAUGGAAAGUCACCAUAUCUCUAUCCCUUAUAUGGCUUGGGAGAACUUCCACAGGGUUUUGCCCGCCUGAGUGCAAUAUACGGUGGAACAUACAUGCUGGAUAAGCCUAUAGAGGACAUCAAGUACGAUGAGAAUGGUAGAGUUUGUGGUGUCACUUCACAGGGAGAAACUGCCAAGACAAAGAUGGUGAUCGGUGACCCCUCUUAUUUCCCUGACAAAGUGAAAAAGGACGGCCAGGUUGUUCGUUGCAUAUGCUUCAUGGAUCAUCCUGUUCCUAAGAUCAAAGAUUCUGCCUCUUGCCAAAUCAUCAUUCCUCAAAAUCAAGUGAGCAGGAAAUCAGAUAUCUAUAUUUGUGUUGUAUCGUAUGCACACAACGUGGCAGCCAAAAAUUACUACAUAGCUAUUGUCAGCACAACAGUGGAAACAGCCGAUCCAGAGGCAGAGCUGAAACCUGCUCUUGAUCUGCUGGGACAUGUUAUAGAGAAAUUUGUGAAAGUCAGUGAUAUUUUAGUUCCCACUGAUGAUGGCAGUAAAUCUGGGGUUUUUAUCACAACCACCUAUGAUGCCACAACACACUUUCAAACAACUUGCAAGGAGAUUGUGGAUAUCUUCAAACGCUGCACAGGGGAAGAUCUUGACCUUUCAAGUGUGCGGGAAGAUCUGGAAGCUGCUCAAAGAGAAUAGAGUAUUUGGAAGCUUGCUGUGAAGUAAAGAGAAUUAUGAAAUAUUUGGACCUGAUGAAACCCAAUCAAAAUAUCAACCUAUGAUAUCUCAUUGUAGUUUGUAUUCAUUGUAAAAAUACCCUUCAUAGCUUGCUAGUGAAAGCCAAGCUUGGUAGACCUUUUCACCCUAAACAUUCACACAUUCUCCUUACUGGCUGCCAUAUACUUUCUUUCAUGUUGGUUUGAGAAGUUGGCGCCAGAGCAAGUCAUCAUCGUCUAACUGAUAGUCUUGUUUAACUCCCAUCAGUCAGUUACUUAACAGUAUUGUGACACUGUAAGGAGAAUUUGUAUACUGAUUGCUUCUGUGAGUGGAAAGGUUUACAACUGAUGGAGUUCUUAAAAUCGUCAUUCCUUGUUUAUAUGAUUCAUGUGAUUUUUUACCCUUAAGCUUUGCUGGCAACCUCUUAGUCAAAACUCAUUUUUGUAACAACUUUCACCCUGUAGAUUGCCAUGGGUAUACACUUUUAGCACUGUUCUUUGCAAUCAGUGUAUAUCUGGAAGGAAUGAAAGUUAAAAAGACCAGCCUUCCUUCAUUGACCUUCCAGUUUCUGUUUUGCCAUUGUUUAGAGAAGGAACGCAUGGGAAUGGAACAGUACGUUUGCGAUUUCCUCUCACUCCUGAAUUGUUCUCUGAUCAUUUUCAUUAAUUUUUUUGCUAAUCUGUGAGACUUUUGUGCAAAUAAAUGGGUUUUAUAUGAUCCAUCUUGUGAGGAUCAACUGGAGGAACACGUGGGAUUUUCUUAGAUUUUCCCCCCUCCCUCCCAGAAGCAAUGUCUAUGGUUAAGGCUGAUGCUUUGGGGCCUUUAGAAAUGCGUGAUAGAUAGAUAGGAGAUCAAGAUCAGCCUGUACCUUUCAGUAUGUGCUAGUUUUGUCUGUCUCAGUGACACUAUGGCUGAAUAGUACACUUUUUAGAAUGCUCAAAACAAGAUGAACCUGAGUUUUGACAUCAUAGAUAUUUGCUGUUGACCCUUUAACUCCCAAAAUCUGAUUGUCAAUUCGUCUUUCUAGCUGCUAGACACAUCCUUGUAAAUUAGUUAUGAGAACUUGGAGCUAGAUCGAGAUAAGUACAGCUUCUACCUGAUAAGUUUGAAUAUUCUCAUUACCUGUCAGCUGAAUAAUGUAUUGAUAUUAUAGGGAGAAGUUUCAUGUCAAUCACUUCUGGGAUUUAAAGGGUUAACAAAUUCUUUCAAUGUAUGCAUGAGCUGUUAAGAAAUAUAUGAAGAACAUGAAAUAGAAUUUGUAUCAGGGUAGGAGGUGCUCAGACAGUGUAGAACUCGCUUGGCUUUUUCAUGUUUUAGAAAACGGUUCAGGAGGUUUAAGAAAGUCAUGGAACUAUCCAGCUCCCGUAAAAUAUAACUUUGUGAAAUGGUUUUUCUUCAGCCCUAAACAUUUUGAGACUGGUUCAUAUAAACCAUAUGCAUUUUCCAUGAAUGCCCAGUCUUGAAAUAUCCAUUGAUUUAUAAAGAUUAGAGAGAGAAAUAGAGAGUCCGUUUGUGCUAAUAAAUUUAAAAUUUGUAGCUUGAA